AACCUCUUUAAUGGAACCUAUUUUUGUGACUUUGAAUCUUGAGUGCUAUUUUGAGAACAAAAACUUAGUUUGGUGUUAUCCUAGUUUUUUUCUCAUAUGGGUUUAUCCAUUUUUAUUCUCUUCUUACGGACGAAUUUUUGUAAUAGAUAUUUUUAUGUAUUAUAUUUCAAUAAAAUUUAAAACACAAUCCGCGCGCGCAGAUCCAGAUCUACUUGAAAUUAAAAUAUAUAUAAUGUAUAGCUAGUGUGUUUGUUUGUCAACUCGCCCCGAUCCGCCCGUGGGCCGAAUCAUUUUUUAUUCAAAAAUCUAACUCACAUAAUCCGUAUACAAAAAAUCUUAUAGUUACAUCCUCUCCGCCAAAAUCCGGGGUAUUAUUAAUUAUAUUAGAAACAAUUUUUUAAUUAUAUAAUAAAUAUUAUUUAGAAAGUAAUUAAAAUAAUAUAUUUAUAAUUGAAAUUAUAUAAUUAUAUAAUAUUUUAUAUAUUUUUACAAAAAGUAUUUAAAAAAAUACUUUGAAAACUUUACGGGUUAACAAAUACUUUAAAAUAACCCCAACUGCAUCGUAUUCAGACGAACCACCCACGCUCAAAAAGGACGCAACCCGCGGAUAAUAACUUCAAUUCACAAAAAUGUAUAGCUGUAUAUUUCAUACCCCACAAAGAAUCAUUUUGUUAAUUAGCUUCCAUUAGUGGUUGAUUUGACCAAAUUAACACUGAUUCAUUAACUAAAAAGUAACGCCAGAAGACUUAAAAAGAUUACAAACAUGCAAUAGCCAAUCCCGCACGACACUGAUGUAAAUAAGUCGUCGCCUCCCUCCCUUCCUCCCUCCUUCUAAUACUUCUCGAUCCAGAUCCAAUUCCUCUCUUCUCCGAUCUGGUCAAACACAACACACAACACAAUGUCAUCCUCCUCCUACGCCACGAGCAGCCUCGUCGUCGGCUACGCGCUCUGCUCCAGCCUCCUCGCCGUCAUCAACAAGUUUGCAAUCACCUACUUCAACUACCCCGGCCUCCUCACCGCCCUCCAGUACCUAACCUCCACCGUCGGCGUCUACCUCCUCGGGAAGCUAGGCUUCCUCCACCACGACGCCUUCACGUGGGACACCGCCAAGAAGUUCCUCCCCGCCGCCGUCGUCUUCUACCUCGCCAUCUUCACCAACACGAACCUCCUCCGCCACGCUAACGUCGACACCUUCAUCGUGUUCAGGUCUCUCACCCCUCUCCUCGUCGCGAUCGCGGAUACGGUGUUUCGUUCCCAGCCGCGUCCUUCGAAGCUCACGUUCUUGUCUCUGCUAGUGAUCCUCGCUGGCGCGGUUGGUUACGUGGCGAACGACUCUGCGUUCACUCUAACGGCCUAUUCGUGGGCCUUGGCUUAUCUCGUUACGAUAACUACCGAGAUGGUUUAUAUUAAGCAUAUGGUUUCGAGUCUUGAGCUCAACACGUGGGGGUUUGUUUUAUAUAAUAAUCUAUUGUCGCUGAUGAUUGCGCCGAUCUUUUGGUUCCUCACGGGGGAGUACACGGACGUUUUCACGGCGGUGAAUGCUAACGGAGGAGGGAGCUUGUUUGAUCCCGUUGCGUUUUGCGCUGUGGCGUUGUCGUGUGUGUUUGGGUUUCUUAUUAGCUUCUUUGGGUUUGCUGCGAGGAAAGCAAUAUCCGCUACGGCUUUUACUGUGACGGGUGUUGUGAACAAGUUCUUGACUGUUGUGAUUAAUGUUUUGAUUUGGGAUAAGCAUGCGAGUCCUGUUGGGUUGGUUUGUCUUUUUGUUACGAUCUGUGGUGGUAUUGGUUAUCAGCAGUCCGUGACCGUGGCUAAGAAGCCGGCCAAUGGUCCAGAUCAAGUGUUGAACGAGAGUGAGAAGGUUGAUGAAGAGUCGGUGGAGUUGAUUCCUGGGAAAGUAGCCACUAAUGUAUGAUGAUGAGGUUUUAGCAUUUGAGUAUUUACAUUUGAAGAGCUUUCUUCUAGCAACUUUGUUAUGGUUUCUGGCUUUUAUAGUAUCAUUUUUGUAAACUUGUUACUCUCAUUCUCCUAUCCAUUAAUACAAAUAUUCAAAUAUCAGUAAAUU
Messenger RNA from Brassica rapa (field mustard), 2062 nucleotides. RefSeq names its product GDP-fucose transporter 1. The record is from RefSeq and is a predicted model, not a curated record. Lineage: Eukaryota; Viridiplantae; Streptophyta; Magnoliopsida; Brassicales; Brassicaceae.